This is a messenger RNA of Orbicella faveolata, 2216 nucleotides long. RefSeq names its product 26S proteasome non-ATPase regulatory subunit 1-like. Gene Ontology annotation, biological process: regulation of protein catabolic process; proteasome-mediated ubiquitin-dependent protein catabolic process. The record is from RefSeq and is a predicted model, not a curated record. Gene Ontology annotation, cellular component: proteasome complex; nucleus; proteasome storage granule. Lineage: Eukaryota; Metazoa; Cnidaria; Anthozoa; Scleractinia; Merulinidae. Gene Ontology annotation, molecular function: enzyme regulator activity.
UAAAUGUUUUAUUGUGUGAUACUUUGUUUUUCAGUGCUUCAUAUUCCUUGAUGAUGCUCAAGGUGUGGCCGAUAUUCUAGAAAAACUUAUAAAGGACAAUGAGAAGGAUCAGACCUUGAUGGCAUACCAGAUUGCUUUUGAUCUGUAUGAAGGAGCCACACAGCAAUUUCUGUCAUCUGUGACUUCUGCAUUACAAGCAACAGUACCCUUUGUAUCAAGCAAUGGAGCUGCAAGCUCUGAUGUAUCCACAGAUGUGAAAACAGAUAAGAAUGGCAGUGUGGAAAAAUCAGGUGAUACAGCCAUGGACACAGAUGAAGGAGAGAAAGAAGUCCCUGCUAAGAAGGCCAAAACAGACCCUGUCCUGAGUGAAAGUGACAAGAAGCUUGGGGACAAAGUCAACAAGCUGGUAGCCAUCUUGGGUGGUGAGACUUCCAUUGCUCUUCACCUGGAGUUCCUCAUUAGAAACAACCAUGCAGAUCUUCUGAUUUUAAAAAAUACUAAGGAUGUGUCCAGAAAUUCAGUUUGUCACACAGCGACAGUCAUAGCCAAUUCCUACAUGCACUGCGGUACAACUAGCGACACUUUCCUUCGAAAUAACCUGGAAUGGCUGGGAAGAGCCACUAACUGGGCAAAAUUCACAGCUACAGCAAGCUUAGGAGUUAUUCACAAGGGUCAUGAACAGGAUGCGUUGAAGCUAAUGUCUACAUAUCUACCAAAAGACGGCAGUGGAGGCAGUGCUUAUCAAGAAGGGGGAGGACUCUUUGCUCUAGGUUUAAUUCAUGCUAACCAUGGUGGCAAGAUCAUAGAUUAUCUCAUUCAACAGCUAAAAAGUGCAACUACAGAUAUGGUGCGUCAUGGAGGAUGUCUUGGUCUUGGGCUGGCGGCAAUGGGCUCAGGCAGACAUGAUGUCUAUGAGCAGUUGAAGACACAACUUUGGGAAGAUGAUGCUGUUACAGGUGAAGCUUGCGGUCUCGCUAUGGGACUCGUCAUGCUGGGAUCAAAGUCUGCCACAGCUAUUGAAGAGAUGGUUGGGUAUGCUCAAGAAACACAACACGAGAAAAUCCUUCGUGGACUCUCAUUAGGAAUUGCGCUGGUGAUGUACGCCCGAAUGGAGGAAGCUGAUGCACUCAUCGAGAGCUUAAUGCAGGAUAAAGACCAUAACCUCCGACAGAGUGGCAUGUACACAGUCGCCAUGGCAUACUGUGGCACUGGCAACAACAAGGCCAUCAAGAGACUCCUACAUGUUGCUGUGAGUGACGUCAGCGAUGACGUAAGACGAGCAGCUGUGAUGUCAUUAGGUUUUCUCCUUUUUAGAACUCCAGAACAGUGCCCCAGUGUUGUGUCACUGUUGUCAGAGAGUUAUAACCCUCACGUGCGAUAUGGUGCUGCCAUGGCCCUGGGUAUUGCCUGUUCGGGUACAGGGCUUAAGGAUGCAAUCGCACUUCUAGAACCUAUGACUAAUGAUCCUGUAAACUACGUUCGCCAGGGUGCCUUAAUCGCCAGCUCUUUGGUUCUAAUUCAACAAACGGAACAUUCCUGUCCAAAGGUAGCGAAGUUCCGCGAGAUUUACGCGAAGGUGAUUAGCGACAAACACGAAGACAUCAUAGCCAAGUUCGGCGCCACCUUGGCGCAAGGAAUUCUUGAUGCUGGUGGACGAAACGUGACCAUCUCGCUGCAGUCACGAGCGGGACACACGCAUAUGGCCACAGUAGUAGGCUUGUUUGUAUUCACGCACGUGUGGUUUUGGUUUCCGCUGUCUCACUUCCUAUCGCUGGCAUUCACACCCACAUGUAUCAUUGGACUUAAUUCCGACCUGAAGAUGCCCAAAAUGCAGUUCCGAUCAAAUGCCAAGCCUUCAAUGUACGCUUAUCCCGAGCCACUUAAACCUCCCAAGAAAGAGGAGAAAGAAAAGGUGACCACGGCAGUUUUGUCAAUAACAGCUAAAGCCAAAGCUAGGGCCAAGAAAUCAGAGGCAUCCGAAGAGAAGAUGGAAGUGGAUCAAGAAGGCGACAAAGAUAAAGCAGCAACAUCUAAGAAGGAGAAAGAAGGUGACAAAGACAAGAAAGACGAGGAAUCCACGAUUGAAAAGAGUGAAAAGGAGAGCAGUGAGAAAAUGGAAGAAGAGGAACCUGACUUUGAACUGUUAGAGAAUCCAGCUCGGGUUCUUCCCGCACAGGUUUGUUCUUUUGACUUUGUGCGACUGUUAAUGUGGUAAA